CAGUCCUACGCGCCCCCUGAUUGGUCAGGCGGCAUCUUACGACGAAAGAGAUUUUUCAUUAGUCUGCUGCGUGUUUGAGAGGCAAGACUUGAAAUAUCUUCUUCUCGUCUGAUAGCUGUCAAACUUUACAGGGAAAAGAUGAUAUAACUGGCAACAAGACGGUACCACAAGACAUCUGAGGGACAACUCCUCAGCUUACUCUACAGAAGUCUGUUGGCGUCUUACCAUUCAAGAUGGACGCAGACGAGAUUCAAGUACACGAAACGACCCCCCUGUCUGCUGUGGAAGAGAUAGAACUCUGUCCCGUGGAGGAAACCAGUAUAAACCCACACCAGGCGAUACUACAGCAACAAGACGACGAUGACAGCACCAGCUGUAGCGAAGUGGGCGGCCCCGUCUGCGAACACCUGAAACACCUUGUGACCAACGGAGACGUUCCUUUAGGAGACGUAGAAGAAGACAUGGUUGCUCCUCUGGCCACGCCCGAAGAUCUUUCGUCCUUAUCAUCCGUCUCGCUACAGUCCUUGUCCGAUUCUAAGAACUCCCCGUCUGAUUCUAAGAGUUCUGUGGUCGAGUCUGCAAAGUCCGAGGAAGAAUUCUUAGAAGAAGAAGAACAAGAAGAGGAGGAGGAAGAACCAGGAGAGGAGUCAACUCUUCUUACUGAAGAGCAAAGGGAGGAAAGUAAAAGUGAUGAGAAGACUGAAGAUGGAGAAGAUGAAGAGGAAGAAGAAGAGGAAGAAGAAGAUGGAGCAAGAGGAGGUGAAGGGGAGGGACAUCAGUCCCUCAACCCCAUCGUCAUUGUGAAGACUCCGAGAAGGAUUCUGAGGUGUCCUCUCUGUGAGGCUGAGGCACUAGAGGCCAUGGCAAGACAAGGGACAAUAGUUCUACACCCAGAUCUGCAUAACGGCGCUGGAGACGCCGGACUUCAAAAUACAGAUGAACUAGUUAGAAUGGAAAAUGGAAAUUCUCUUGUUUAUGAGACCAGUAAGGAAGAAGGCCGAUCACUCAGGGAUGGAGUUUCGCAGGACAACACCUCCAUGUGCUCGGAAGAAAUGUCUCUGUACCCGAUUGAUGUUCGGGUUUUUCUCGAGGACAGCAUCGAAGCGCUGGCGGGAAGCAUCCAAUGGGUUGACGAGACAGAUGACGAGUAUGAGGGAUACUGCUACCCCGUGGAUCCCUUCGCCAUCCAGGUCCUGCCGCUGCCCGGCUCGGAGACGGCCCGCGCCUGCGCGCACUACGCUGCUAAGAAAACCCACCAGGCCAUGGAGAGGACGCGGGAGGUCUACGUGCGGGGAAAAGAGCGCUGGGGGGAGGUCUACGUCCGGGGAAGGGAGAGAGUGGGGGAAGCUUACGUACACUCGAAGGAAAGGAUGGGAGAGGCGGCCGUCAAGGCUAAGGACAGGAUGGAGUGGGCCGUGGUGGGCACCAGGGAGGCCAUGGGGGAGACUCUGGUCAGGAGUAAGGAGGCCAUGAGGAAAACUAAGGAGGCCAUGGGGGAGACCAUGAGGGAAACCAAGCAAGUGGUGGCAGAGAAGGUGGAACAUUCCAAGGAGGUGAUCGAGAGAGGGGUGGAGAGGACCAAGGAGGUUGGCAAGAAGGUGGUGGAGGCACUCUGGCAGCUGAUGCCCCACCAUGCCCUGCCAGAGUGGCUGAAGGAUAAUGAGUACCUGAAGGGCAGUCACCGGCCGCCCAUGCCGUCCUUCAGGUCAUGUUUCCGCUCCAUGUUCAGGAUCCACUCUGAAACUGGAAACAUCUGGACACACUUUCUGGGUUGCCUUGCGUUCAUCGCGGUUGCCAUUUACUUCCUGGUGAAGCGCUCGUCCGCGGACAUGCACUCGCCGCUGACGGAGAAGUUCGUGUGCGGAGCGUUUUUCCUGGGCGCCGUGCUGUGCCUGGGGUUCUCCUGGAUCUUCCACACUGUCUACUGCCACUCCGAGAGGGCCGCCAAGAUAUUUGGCAGGCUUGACUACUCAGGUAUAUCUCUGAUGAUCAUGGGUUCGUUCGUGCCGUGGCUGUACUACACGUACUACUGUAAGGAGGUUGCCCAGUACACCUACCUGGCCAUCGUCAUGGCGCUCGGGAUAAUCUGCAUCGUCAUCUCGCUCUGGGAGAAGUUCAGCGAACCGCGCUACAGGGCCUUCAGGGCAUGUAUGUUCCUGGGGCUUGGGUGCAGCGGAGUAGUUCCUGUCAUACACUAUCUCAUAUCAGACGGCUUCAACAUGGCGGUGACGGCGGGCCAGGUGGGCUGGCUGGGGCUCAUGGGCCUUCUCUACAUCGUGGGCGCCGUCAUGUACGCCACACGCGUGCCCGAGAGGUUCUUCCCAGGGAAAUUCGACCUAUGGUUCCACAGUCACCAGAUCUUCCACGUUUUAGUGGUCGCCGCCGCCUUCGUCCACUACCACGGAAUGAACAAGAUGGCGGACUAUCGCUUCCAUGCUGGGCCGUGCACAACGAUACCGUAGACUGUGCCUUUGUACCUCUGAUGGGAGCUGAUGCUGAGAUGGAGUCGACGCUACCUCUCUGUUACAGUUUAUGUUUGGAACUGACCAUUAAGCAUGGGGGUGUAGACAGAAGUGAAGCCAUUUUACUUAACCUACAAUACCAACGCACACUUCAUUUUUCAGUGGUCUAUACAAGGAGCACUCUUGUCAGAAGAAAAGUUUUGUAUUGUUUACUUGCUUGUGCUGUUUUUUUGGUGUUGUUGUAAUGUCAAAUUGAACAUGAACACAUCUCAAAUGAUCAAUUUGUGUGUGUGUUACACUUAGAUACACUGUUAAGUUAUUGCUAGCAAUAUGCGCAACUUAUUCCUGUUUAACCCCCUUGAUUCUUAGUGGUCUGCUCCAGACAUUUUGGUGGAAGAUAUUGUUUAAGGUUUAUGUAUCUAUUUUGUUUCAUGGAUUGAUUUUCUUGAAGAUGAAGUUAGGAUUCAGAAUUACGUAAGUUACUAGAUAUGUUGAAGUCCCUAUUCCUAUAGCAGUACAUCUGGUGUUCCAAAAAGAUAGUUGGUAAAGUAAGGCCCAGUCAGAUUCUAAGGUGGCUGUUGCAGUGCAGGACAGUGCCUGUAUACUGUGCCCGUAUCUUCACCAGAAGUAACUGGCACUGUGUUACACUUCAAAAGCCACUCUUAUUGGUCAAGCAACAAUAUCUAGUAAGAGCAAAAUCUUACAACUUCAACAAAUCUAACUGCACAAAUGUAACAUUAUAUGUAUUCAAGUGUUACAGCUUCACAUCCAAUCAACAGAAACCAGGAGACUACAAUGUUCAGGAAAAUUGUUGAGUUGUGAAGAAAAAAAUUAUAUUAACUUUUACACCAGAGUACCAGAGACAUGUAUAUAUUAUAGUCACCUUUAAUCAUGUCAUGACAGGAUUAUAGAAUGAUGAUUUUUCUAAAGAUAAUUUUGUGAUUUCAGUGAUAGGUUCAAUUUCCUUUUGAUUGUAAUAAAAGUAGAUUCAAGUAGUACGGUAACAGUAUAUGUCCAUAUUCUUAGAUUAACAUGAAGAGAAGGAACUAUUAUGGUGCUCCACAUAUUCUGUUCGAUAAAGGAUAAGUCUACUUAUUAUAUAUUAUUUGAAAUACUGCAAGAGGCUCUCUACCUUCAGUACUUGAAAAAUGCUGUAAUAAUUUUUUUAAAAAUCCCAUAGCCCCAUCUAUCAAACAUAGAACUGCAAACAUUUGGCAGUUAUUCUAUGAUCGGUUGAACCAUUGAAUUUGGACAACUGAGAAUCAGUGUGAAGACUCACUAAGAUUGUUCUGAGUAACGUGUUAUACAAAGUGUAUGAUGAACAUUGUAAGUACCCGGUAUAUCUGACACACAAGACUGCAGUACUGGAAGUCUUCUCAUAGAGGCCUCCAUGAGAGGUUCCAUUCUGCUGAAACCAUUGCCCAGUAGAUGCCUUCAGAUGUGCAAAUAGAGGUGGAAAUUUUGUCUCUGCAACCUACUGGUAAUGAUACCUUUUGAAAUCAAGUACUCUGGUAGACAUGGAUAUAUGCAUAUGGGAUCAAAGUUAAGAAUGAAAGGAAUUGUAGUAUUUUUUUUUCAAAUUUCAGUGUCAAGUAUGAUCAUAUUACCAAUGAUAAUUUUUUGUUUGUCAUGUCUCAAACAUAUAAAUGUAUGGCUGAAACUAUGGACUGCAAAAUCGUCAUCAGUCCUUAAACCUGCCUUGUCAAUAUAUUAUAUGAAACAUGUAUGUUACUACAUUAUCAUCGAGAAGUAUGUUAUGUUUUAAGAUGUAACAUUUGCAUUGUAUGUUUUUAUGUGUUCUCCUUUUUGUGAGUGUCAGGGUAGAUUUAAAAAAUGGGCAAGAGAGAUAACAUUGUUCGGGUUAAGUUAACAUAAAAGGUAAACUUCUUCACAAUUGCUUCUGAAAGACAGAAGAGUGCUGUAUUUUUGAAAGUGAAGAUUCUGGUAUCGUAUAGUGAUAAUAAAUGAAGACGAGUUAGAAUAAGAGUUUGAAUGCUAACGUUGAUGGUAUUAGCAAAUGCUGUAUUUUGAGGUGUGUUUUACUUUUCUUAGACUUGAUGUAAACACUACCAGAAAUAAUUUAGGGUAGACCUUGGUACUCAAGGCUUCUUCUUUCAAACCAUUCGAGUUUAAUCAACCUUAGGUAUGCCCUUUCAGCCAAGUUGGUGUAAGAUACUGUAUUGUAUGGACAAAGAGAAAAGCUGGUAUAUGUGCCUUCUGCCUUCCGAGUGUACGUACAGCCUCCCAAACUUAUCCAACGCAUACGUGUAGAUGUGUAUAGUCAAACAUACAGAGGUACCUAUUCCUGCAGUACCACUGGCAAGGGCAAGAGGGCGACAGUAAGAGAGCUUUUAUCCUACUAUUUUGAUACAUAGGUCCGUAUUUAGAAUAGUGCUGAUGGAACUAUGUUAGUGCCAUAAAGUGAACUAUUGGACUAUGAGGUAACAUAAAGAUUAGAUUACCCAACUAUAUACCAAUGGGGAUGUGAACAAACAUUUGUUAAAGACCUCGCUGGUCCAAUAUGAUGUGCAUUGCUCUGGCAGCAAUGGACAUUAUCGUUAAGAAGGUCUGAGAAAAAAAAAACUAACAUAAAUGUCAUUCUUCUAACCUUUACAAUAUGCCUUGAUUUUAGGAAAAUGUGAAUAAAAAGAGAGACUUA
Branchiostoma belcheri (Belcher's lancelet) is the source of this 5121-nucleotide messenger RNA. Its product is annotated as neurofilament medium polypeptide-like. Gene Ontology annotation, molecular function: signaling receptor activity. Gene Ontology annotation, cellular component: plasma membrane. NCBI's taxonomy places the organism in Eukaryota, Metazoa, Chordata, Leptocardii, Amphioxiformes, Branchiostomatidae. The transcript is spliced from 11 exons. The record is from RefSeq and is a predicted model, not a curated record. Bases 234 to 2462 code for a protein of 742 amino acids. Gene Ontology annotation, biological process: adiponectin-activated signaling pathway.